Molecule: messenger RNA, 4234 nt
Organism: Haemorhous mexicanus (house finch)
Lineage: Eukaryota; Metazoa; Chordata; Aves; Passeriformes; Fringillidae
Gene: TMX4
Product: thioredoxin related transmembrane protein 4
Exons: 8
Coding region: 36-1001 (321 amino acids)
Source: RefSeq, a predicted model, not a curated record
CCUGCCCCGACUUCCUGAGGGCGGGCGGGCCCAAGAUGGCGCCGGGCCGCUGGCGCCAGGGGCGGUGGAUCAUCCGCGCUCUGCUGCUCGUGGCGCUGCUGGGUCCCGCCGCCUGCUUUUCUUCCUCCUUCUACAGCCCCGGCGAGCCGCGGAGCAGCGUGCGAGUGCUGUGCGGCUCCAACUGGAGCCUGGUGUUGCAGGGCCAGUGGAUGUUGGAGUUUUAUGCUCCUUGGUGUCCAGCCUGUCAGCAGAUGGAGGUGACCUGGGAGAGCUUUGCCAAGGAGAGCGAGCGGCUCGGCAUCACCGUUGGGAAAGUGGAUGUCACUCAGGAGCCAGGCUUGAGUGGUCGUUUCUUUGUCACAACACUUCCUACAAUUUACCAUGCCAACGAUGGAGUGUUUCGCAGAUACCGCGGCUCCCGCACCUUGGAGGAUCUUCAGGGCUACAUCUUGGAGAGGAAAUGGGAAGCUGUGGAGCCUGUAGCAGGAUGGAAGUCUCCAUCUUCUAUAAUGAUGCAUGGCAUGGCAGGGCUGUUUCACUUCUCGGGAUGGAUCAGGCAAAUUCAUAACUACCUCACUGGCACUCUUGGAGUUCAUGUUUGGAUUUCCUAUGCCAUCUUCAUCUUAGCUACCUUACUGGUUGGCCUGCUCUUGGGUUUGGUCCUGGUUUUGAUUUCAGACUGCCUCUGCCCAGCCAAGUCAAAACACAGAGCUGAAACACCUGAAGAAGCAAUCAGCAAGGAGAACGCGGAGAACGCGGCGCUGGAGCAGCCGGACGAGGCCGAGCAGCUCUCCGCCGACGAGGCUGCCGACGUCAAAGAUCUCUCAGAUGGAGAAGAUGCAGCAAACUCGAGUGCUGAUGAGUCAGAGGAGGAUUUAGCACUUGGAAAAGAAUCAGGGGGAGAAGAAACGGAAGACUUGAGCGAGCAGCCUUUAGCUGAAUCAGAGACUGAAAGCACAGUGAGGCAGCGGAAGAGUCAGGGCGCUGAGAAGGAGCUAUAGCUUCCCCAGCGGUGUCUCUUGUACACUCGGACCAAAGACGUGUCAGACCCCUCCAGGGUCUGAAGCUGGAGCUCACACUUGAUUUGUCGUUGGUGUUUACGCAAAGCUCUGCUCUGCCAGCAGGCUCCUCUUUUUUUAAGCUUAGUACUUGCUUACUUUCUUUGAUAAGCACAUUUGCUGUGUGUUGUGUGACCUUAGCCGUGACAAUCAGAAUCAGUGUCUUAUCUGUUCUAUGUCCUCUGAGGAAAAGGGGGUGUCAGCCUCAGUUCAGCAGCUCUGAAAUGAUCAUUUGUGUGUGUGUCCCUCUAAGGACUGACCUGAGCAAGAUCAGGACUUUUAACUCCACAGUAGCUUGGCAGGACUGUGACUUUUCUGUCUGAAUGUUGAUUGUUCCCAAAUGCCACAGAAGCACAGAGACAAUUCACUAGUGAAAGGAGGCACUUUACUGGUCUUCUAUCAGAAAUGUUGUGUACCGUGGGUUUGUUUUUAUCACUUUCAGCUGAAGCACCUUUCUCUUCCAUUUGUGUUUGUUUUGGAAGUUGAUUCUGCAGCUCACCCCCAGAUGUGUCAGUUUUUGGUGAUCCAGAGGCUGUGCAGCUUGAGUUGUUUGACCCAAGGAGUUGGAGUAAUUAAAAACAUCAGGCAGAAAGAGAGUGGCAGCUAAAUGUUUGAAGUGUGUUAGAACUUUUAGAAGGUUUAAAGGAAAUCAUUUUGGUCAGGGGGAAAUUUUGCCAAAGCACAACUGCUUCUUUUUCUUUUGGUAAUUUAUUCCCAUCAGGAGAUUGCAGCAGGAAAUGCUCACUUUGGAGUCAGUAAAUUGUGUUUAUCUUGCCAGUACAAGUUUGUCAUGUGCAGUGCAGUCCUGCCAUUCCCAACUCGGAAUGCUUUUGGCAGAGCUCAAGCUGCUUUAGUCAUGCUGUCUGAAGAGACACUUGGGGUUUGACCUUUGAUCACUUUUCUACUUUUGGAAUCACCACUUUGGGGAAAGAGAGGGGACAGGUGGAGAGUGGUGAGGAGCUUUGGGUUCUGCUGCUUCUGUCAGAGCAAACGUGCACGUGUUGAACUGUGUAAAGUGAACAUGGCUCGUCAGGUAGACAGCAUUAGGUGUGGUUAGACUUGGGUCAUUACACAUAUCAGUGUAUCACUCCUUUGGGUUAAUAUGUAAGUCUUUUUUGGUGAGGAGUGCCCUCCGUGAGAUCCUGUAUGUUCCUGCUUUCUUGAUGUAUGACCAUGAACAGAAGAUGUGUCCUAAUCUUGAUAUUAUUUUAAAAUAUAUAUAUAUAUAUGUUGCAUAAACCUUGCUAGCAUGCAUGAAUUUCAUCUUGUUCUUCAAGAAUGAAGAGUGGUCAGAGGUGAGGUCAUCUCUUAUUAGAAGCUGCAAAUGCAAAAUGCUGGUUUCCUUUGAGACUGAGAUUAAUAGGGGCAAUUUGUGUUGAAAGCUGUUUUGUUGUUGUUUUUUAAUGCUUACAAAGAACGUAAUUGCCAAGAAAGCUCAGCUUUCCCUUCUAUGUCCUGUCUCAUAUGUUUUCAAACUUUAUGGUAGAAGCUCUGCAUUUGUCUGGUAGAGCUGCUCAAAGAAGAAAAUGACACUGCAUAUCCUGAAUUUGAUUGUCUUAAGGAGUACUCCCAGUCUGGAGUUUGAUUCCCAUGUAGUGGACCCCUCUAAAAGUGCUUUCAUGUGGGUGGAAACACAGACUGGAUGAUAUCUACACAUUGCACUGUCUUGAGAAGAGCUCGUGGUGUUUGGCUGUUGUCCUGUGUAAGUGAGCAGGGGUAAAGCUGGCCCAGCAGCAGGUGAGGCACACAGCAGCCUGGUAAAAGCUACACUUCUCUCAGCAGAGACCAGGAGAACUUUGUGGCCACUACAGAGAAGAGAAGAGCAGUGCCCUUGGAAGACAAAAAGGUGUUCUCACAAGAGCUGGGUUUCCCUGUGGAUUUCACAAGCAAACAAGCCCAUGAAUGGCACUUUGUCCUAAAAGGCACAUGGCCUGUGAGAUGCUGUGGCAGAGAUCAGAAGCCCCUUGGUGUGGUGGGUCUGAAUUCUCUGCUCACGUUUGCUCUGUUGUGGCAUGUCACAACAGCUGGGUUUGGGUUAUUAAAACCAAAGAUAGGAAGUGUUUUCCAUCAUGGCAGACUGAGCUGUAAGAGCACUGAUGAGCAGGGGUUAAGUAAGCAGGCAGCAGGUGACAGCAGCUUAGAUCUGUCUGGUGAAUGUAGAAAUGAGCUUGGUCAGGCUUCUGAGGGCUCUUGAGCAGAGGAUGGAUGUUGUUCCUGUGUUUUCAUCAGUAAAGUAGAGAGUAUUAGUGGUGGCUGGGUUUGACCCUAUUUGAUGGGUGUUGGUGGAUCUUACUGCAAAGAUCACUGAACUGUGGUUAAGGCUUUGCUUAGAAAAGGUGAUACUGUGCAACCAUGGAUCUCUCCAACUUAAUUUUACAUUUGUAGGAAAAUUACUGUAGUGUGAUACUGGAGUUAGUCAGUUUUGACUAAUAUUUAUCAGGGAAACAGCAGGCAGCAAACACUGUAAAGGCUAAAUUGGUGUUUAACAGAAAAACUAUUAGCUGUGCAGUAGAAGUGUCAUGUUAAUAUACCUUCCAGGAUCAGGUAUUUUUCCACUGAAAAGCAUUUUCAUUGAAUCAUGAGAGUAGUGCUAAUUGGACUAUGACAGUAGUUUUAAACUUGGUGUGUUUCCAAACAGUCAGGAUCAACCUUUUGUGCAAUCUGGGUGUACUGUUAUCUCUGUUCUGUGAGGAUUAAUCAUGAAGAAAUGGAAUUUGUUCUUGCAACCUCAGUAUAGACAAAAGGGCCUUGGAGAAGCUGCUGUUGGCACUGUUCAAAAUGUUUUGAUGGAGGACAGUGCCUUAAGGCUUGUGAACUGGAGCUGUGUGUCAAAAUUAAUUUAAAAUUGUUGAGAAGCAAUUUAAAUAUCAAUUGGGCUGCAUGCCACUGGAAUGGGAAUGCUUAACAGCAGCUCAUGGAAAGAAAUCUGGCAGGUUCCUUUUUCAAGAGGCUGGAAAUCCAUCCAGCAUUCCAAACCUCCUGUCCUUGGGAUCUGUGUGAAACCUGUAUGUGUGUCUUGGAAUGCUCUGUAUCUACUGCCCCUGUGGGAGUGGCACGUGUUAUGUGGGUUUUCUUCUUGGAAAUGUUAUACAGGGUUGUCUGUUACAUGAAAGUGUUGCAAAUUUAUACUUAGGCAUAUUUUUACUGAAAUGCCACAUAAAAUUUUGUAUUUAUGA